Molecule: messenger RNA, 3588 nt
Organism: Spodoptera littoralis (African cotton leafworm)
Lineage: Eukaryota; Metazoa; Arthropoda; Insecta; Lepidoptera; Noctuidae
Source: the annotation of a GenBank genome assembly
CGCGCGCCCUCGCAGCGAGAUCACGCGCCCGACGCCCGCGGUGACACACGACGUGCGCGAUAUCGGUCUCGAUCAGUCAGUGGGCAGUGAUAAGCAUCGAUCGAGCUUAUGAAUUAGACAAACAGCGGGGCGCAGUGUGUAGUGAGCGUGCGUGCAGUGCAGUGGCGCAGCAUGAGCGGCGCGCGGUGACGCGGCGCGGGCAUGGCGCGCGCGCGGCUGCUGGCGUGCGCGGCGGCGGCGGCGGCGCUGGUGUGGGUGGCGGGCGGCGCGUGCCCGGCGCGCGCGCCCGCGGGCUGCGCGUGCGGCGAGGGCGGCGCGCGCCUCGACUGCCGCUCCGCCGCGCUGCGCCGCCUGCCGCCGCUGCACGAGAACCUGCUCUCACUGGAUGUGUCCAACAACAACAUCAGCACGCUGCCGCGCGACGCGCUGCUGCCGGCGGCGGGGCUGCGCGAGCUGAACCUGUCGUCCAACCGGCUGGAGUCGGUGUCGGCGGGCGCGCUGGGGGGCGCGGCGCUGGCGCGGCUGUGGCUGGACCGCUGCGCGCUGCGCCGCCUGCCCGGCCACGCGCUGCGCGACCUGCACCACCUGCACUUCCUGUCGGCGGAAGACAACUACAUCGCGGAGCUGGAGGCGGGCGCGCUGUGGGGCUGCCGCGCGCUGCGCUCGCUGCGGCUGGCGCGCAACCUGCUGCGCGCGCUGCCCACGCACGCGCUGGCGCCGCUGCGGCACCUGCAGACCCUGAACCUGGCCGGCAACCUGAUCACCGAGCUGAGCGACACGGCGCUGCCGCCGCUGCCGGCGCUACAUACGCUGGUGCUGAAGCGCAACCGCAUCGCGUACAUUGAGGAGCACGCCUUCACCAACACGCCGGGGCUCCGAGUGCUGCGGCUGGAGGAGAACUUGCUGUCGGAGGUGCCGGCGGCGCUGCGUCUUCUGCCGCUGCUGGAAGACCUGUCGCUGGCCAGCAACCGCGUGGAGGAGGUGGCGCCGGGCGUGCUGCAGGCGUGCCGGCGCCUGGCGCGGCUGGACCUGCGCGCCAACCCGCUGCCGCGCCUGCAUGCGCGCGCGCUCGAUCAUCUGCCGCACCUCACCACGCUGGUGGUGUCGGAGGCGCGCGCGCUGCAGGCGCUGCCGACGCUGAACGGCACUAUGCGCCUGCGCACGCUGCGCCUCGACCGCGCGCGCCUCACCGAGCUGCCCGCCGCGCUCUGCACGCAUGCGCCGCAGCUGCGCUCGCUGGACCUGAAGCUGAACAUGCUGCGGCGCGUGCCCGAGCUGCAGGGCUGCGGCGAGCUGCGCGUGCUGGACCUGUCGGGCAACGAGAUCUCCGCGCUGGACGGCGGCUCGCUGCGCGGCCUGCGGCGCCUGCACGACCUGCUGCUGGCCCGCAACCGCCUGCGCCGCGUGCCGGCCGACGCCUUCACGCACACUCCCGACCUGCAAGUGCUCAACCUGGAGGACAACAUGAUUGACCACAUCGACAUGGAGGCCUUCGUGCCUGUCUCCAAGCUCGAGGACCUGAAUGUGGGCAACAACCAGUUCUCGUGGCUGCCGGGCAGCGGCCUGCAGCGCCUGCUGCACCUCAAGGCACACAACAACCCCAACCUGCGCCGCUUCCACCCGCCCGACGUGCUGCCGCGCAUCCAGACGCUGGUGCUGUCGUACGCGUACCACUGCUGCGAGUUCAUGCCGCUGAUGGAGGAGGCAGAGUCCGAGCCGGCGGCGGAGUCCCCGUCCGACCUGGUCAUCCUGCCGCCGCAGCACAUCGACCCGGCAGCCUGGGCCAACGCCACCGACAUCUGGGCGCACUACCUGAACGUAUCGGAGCUGGGCGGCGCAGGGCUGCAGGCGGCGCUGGACGGCUGGGCGGGUGCCGGCGCCGUGGAGCUGGGCGAGCGCGAGCUGCCGCGCCGCGUGCACUGCCUGCCGCUGCCAGGUGCGCCCGGACUCUCGUCCCGUUCGUACGGCAGGACCCUUGCCCCGUUCGUACGGCAGGACCCUUGCCCCGUUCGUACGGCAGGACCCUCGCGCCGUUCGUACGACAGUACCCUCGCCCCGUUCGUACGGCAGGACCCUCGCCCCGUUCGUACGGCAGGACCCUUGCCCCGUUCGUACGGCAGGACCCUUGCCCCGUUCGUACGGCAGGACCCUCGCGCCGUUCGUACGACAGGAUCCUCGCCCCGUCCUUUCCUGCCGUGUGUGGACUUGUUCGACUGGUGGACGCUGCGUUGCGGCGUGUGGGCCGUGUUCCUGCUGGCCCUGCUCGGCAACGGCACCGUCGUUUUCGUCCUCGUCUGCAGCCGCAGUCGCAUUGAUGUGCCGCGGUUCCUGGUCACCAACCUCGCCGCUGCCGACUUCUUCAUGGGCAUCUACCUGGGGUUCCUGGCAGUAGUAGACGCGGGUACGCUGGGCGAGUUCCGCGCACACGCCAUCGCCUGGCAGAUGUCGGGCGGGUGCAAGCUGGCCGGCUUCCUGGGCGUGCUGUCGUCCGAGCUGUCGGUGUUCACGCUGGCCGUCAUCACGUUGGAGCGCAACUACGCCAUCACGCACGCCAUGCACCUCAACAAGCGCCUGUCCCUGCGACACGCCGCGGCCGUCAUGGCGGCCGGCUGGGCCUUCUCUCUCACUGCCGCCACGCUGCCACUGCUGGGCGUGUCCGAUUACCGCAAGUUCGCGGUGUGCUUGCCCUUCGAGACGUCCACUCCCGUGGCACUAGGCUACGUGGUGACGCUGCUCGUCAUCAACGGCGUGGCCUUCCUGGUGCUGCUGGGCUGCUAUCUCAAGAUGUACUGCGCCAUUCGCGGCUCUCAGGCCUGGAAUUCCAACGACUCCAGAAUCGCCAAGCGCAUGGCGUUACUCGUCUUCACAGACUUCUUGUGCUGGUCACCCAUUGCCUUCUUCGCGCUCACAGCGGCUUUCGGCGCGCAGCUCGUGUCUCUGGAGGAAGCCAAGGUGUUCACGGUGUUCGUGCUACCGCUCAAUUCCUGCUGCAAUCCAUUCUUGUACGCCAUACUCACCAAGCAGUUCAAGAAAGACUGCGCACUCGUGUGCAAAGCCAUCGAGGAGUCUCGCGUGACGCGCGGCAUCGGGCGCUGCCGGCACUCGUCCAACUUUAGCAACCGCCAGACCCCGGCCAACACCAACAGCCUGGCCGAGCGCUCGUCGCGCGGCCAGCACGGCGCCACCUGCGCCUGCCGCCGCCUGCUGCCCGGCGCCGAGCGCGCGCGCGCCCCCGCGCCCCGCGAACGCCUGCUGGCCUGGCUGCGUGCCUGCGGGCGCCGCGCCGCGCCCGCGCCCGCCCCCGCGCCGCGCCCCGCCACCGCGCCCGCCCGCGCCGGCUCGGUGUCGUCGUCAGUGGAGUUCUCGUCGUCGCGGUCGGACUCGUGGCGCGCGUACGGCCGGCCGCCGCCGCCGCCGCCCGCGCUGCCUCGUGGCUGGUGGCGCGCAAGACCUCGCAGGACUCCAACCUGUCGUCGUCGCGGAACGACUCGUCGGGGUCCAACGCGACCGCGUCCACGGGCACGUGGCGCACGUCGCGGUCGGGCGGCAGCGCGGCGGCCGGGCCGGCGGCGCCGCGGCCGCGCCUGA